CCCAUCCCUUCUACUCACCCUAUUCAUACAAAACUAUAGGAAUGCUUACUUUUUCUCACCCAAUUACUCCAAAACUUAACCCAGAACCUCCAAAACUGGAAGCUAUUCUUCAAAGAAUUCCCAGAAAAUGAAGAACUUGAGCGCGAAUACUACCAAAAACGACUGGCCCAGAUCCGGAAAUAACUGGGGACCUCUGAUGAACGUUGUCAAAUACAGUGUCGCAUCAGUACUCACAUUUGUAACAAUCAUGCAACAAGAAAAGGUUUUCAUCAGAGCUGGUCUCCUAGCCUUCGAUUUUAUAAUACUCUACCUUUUAGCCAAAGGGAUUCGGAGAUAUGACUGGGUAGCGAAUUAUUGUGGAAUAAUUGUUGCUACUAUAAUGUAUGUCCAGAUGACAGAAGUCAACCUCAAAUUCACAUAUUUUAGGAUAAAUGAAGGAUAUCUGAUCCAGCUUUCAGCAUCCUUAGUAUUUAGCACUUGUGUCACAACGAAUUGGAAGAUAGCUUGUAUAACCCAGACACUUUUGCACAUCCAUGGGUUAUUCAGGCUGAGGUCUAAAUUUGGAACUCUUGGAGAUUAUUAUUAUCCUUCAACCUUCUGAGCUUUAGCUUUCUUCAUUGUUGGCGCUUAUUCUUACUCUAACACACUUAAAUUAGAGUUUCUAGCAAAUUAUAAACAGAGGAAGACUCUUGAAGGACAAAAGGCGAUUCUGGAUUGUGUACCUGAAGGAGUUGUUAUCAUCACUAACAGCAAUGAGUUCAAGUACCUGAACCCCAAGAUCAAGGAUACCUUUGAUAUAUGUUCGUUCUACAAGACAGAUUCUGUGAUGAACGAGCUGAAGGCUAAUCAGAUUUACAUUAAUAAGGAAUUGGACAGGAUAAUAAAAAAAUAUUCCUUUGAAUACUCAAAUAUCCAUCUUCAGCCCAAGAAGAACACUGAAAAUUUUAUCAGUAGCUUAUUUGAAGACUUCAGAGUUGACUCGAGAGAAUCUCAAGAGGGCAAGAACGAGGAACAGGACUUUGAUGAUGAAAAUGAAGAGAAUAUCCCAAUGCAACAGUUUGAAAAGUACAUGCCAGAACAACAAACUCUAGAGACGUUCUUAAAGCAAGAGCGGGACUCUAUCAUGCAGAGCAUGCAUAUUAGAAAAGAGUCUAAAAUUAGCAUGCUGCAUAGCGGUGGGAAUGCUUAUCAUGAGGUACAGGAAAGAGAAUUUGUCAUCAAAACAACUAUAGUUGAGGCAGAUGCAGAAUCAGAAGAUGAUAUCUUGUUCAUGCACAUGUUUUUAGAUACAACUCAGAUCGGACAACUUGAAGAGGCCAAGGCUCAAAAUCACUACCAGCGCCAAAUGCUUGCUAAUGUAUCCCAUGAGUUCAGAACACCAUUGAAUUCAAUAACGGCCUCUCUGGAGCUGAUGAGAAUUCAGGAUUAUGGAAUAAAUAACAGAUUAGUCAAAAUAGCUUCAUCUUCUUGUAAAAUUCUGGGGAUGCUAGUUGAAGACAUUCUGGAUCACGCCAAGAUCGAAUCUGGAGUGUUCCAGAUCAACGAAGAUAUCUUCACCAUGACUCAGUGCAUCCAAGAAAUUCAAGAAGUUUUCAUAUUACAAGCAAGUGGAAAGGGCUUAGAACUAAUCAUAAAUAUUGAUGAUAGACUACAGAACUUAUCUAUCUUGUCAGAUAAGCAAAGAAUAAAACAAGUGUUGAUGAAUCUCAUAUCUAAUGCACUAAAAUUUACUGACAGAGGAUCUAUCACAAUAGAAGUCAGCGAGCAUAGAGAUGUUUUGGAAGAAUCGAAGUGAUAUGAAGAGAGCAAAUUUGCUGAAGAUGAUUUCCUCCACUGGCCAAACAAAGAGUCUUUUUCAGAAUUCUCUGAAAAUUUGCAGAGCUGAUAUGAUUCUCACAAAUACUCAUUUAACAUCAACAAGUCUUUAUUCAAAAGUGAGGAAGAGAAGGAUAAAAUAGAUCUGAAAGAUCAAAUUUCUAUUAGUCUUAAAGUUAUAGAUACUGGAAUAGGAAUUUCAAAAUCAGACCAAAAAUCUCUUUUUAAGUUGUUCGGGAAGCUGAGCUCUAACCACAAUAGGAACAAAACUGGCUGUGGACUAGGUCUAACCAUUUGAAAGAAACUUAUCGAAAAGCUUGGAGGCACUAUAACUCUUUCUUCCAAAGAAAAUGUUGGUACUACUGUGGAGUGCAAUUUCACCUGAAAAUGUUAA
This is a messenger RNA of Moneuplotes crassus, 2209 nucleotides long. NCBI's taxonomy places the organism in Eukaryota, Ciliophora, Spirotrichea, Euplotida, Euplotidae. The record is from the annotation of a GenBank genome assembly.